Doryrhamphus excisus (bluestripe pipefish) is the source of this 1827-nucleotide messenger RNA. It is a transcript of the gene smim7, whose product is annotated as small integral membrane protein 7. The record is from RefSeq and is a predicted model, not a curated record. Lineage: Eukaryota; Metazoa; Chordata; Actinopteri; Syngnathiformes; Syngnathidae.
CGUGCAUGGUGGCGAAUGCGGAAGUGAGGCGUUAACUGUAAUGUUGACACGAUGAUUGGAGAUCUGUUGUUAUUCGGAACCCUGUUGCUAAAUGCAGGAGCAGUGCUGAAUUUCAAGCUCAAAAGGAAAGAAACCCAUGGAUUUGGAGAUGAAUCCAGAUCUCAAACAACAGGUGACAACAUCCGGGAGUUCCUGCUGAGUCUGCGAUAUUUUCGCAUCUUCAUCGCACUUUGGAACAUCUUCAUCAUGUUCUGCAUGAUUGUAUUGUUUGGAUCAUGAACUUCACUGACUAGAACUGGGCUACCAUCUGAUGGUUGAUUUUUCAAGACGGCUGCUCGAAAUCCCCUAUACCCCCCCCCUCUCCCAUAUCUGUUAAAAGCUGUAUUAGCGCUUUCUCUACAGAUUGUAUAGAUUAUUACGUAUAUUUGUUUUGUCUUUCACAUAUAUGUGGAUAUUUAAUCAUUUGGAUUUAUUACGACCGGACUUGAGCUAUUUUAAAGUACAGUUGAACAUUUGCUACCAUUAAUAUAAUCCAUCCAGGCAUUAUAGCCACUUCCUGUACACGGUGUUUUCCACUGCUUUGGUCCUGUUAGCAAAUGUUCAAGAGUAUGGAAAUGUAUCACAUUAAAAAAUAGCUUAUUAUCCAGAAAAAUAAGGCUGUUGCUGCGAUGGCGUCAUGAUAACAUAAUGCAGGGGUCUCAAACUCAAUUUACCUGGGCGAGACUGGGCCGCAUUAGGUUUUAAAAAAAAAACUACGCAUUUAUUAAAAACAGAAAAAUGAAUAAACUUUGCUUUGGUUCUGGUUUUCUACAAGAAAAGCUCUGAUAAAACAUUCCACUGUUCUCAAAUAUCUUACUUUUUAUUUUUCUACACAAAAUAAGAUCAACAAUAAAGAAAAUCAAUCAGUAAUAAAUAAAUAUAAUAAUAAUAAAACGGCAAAUAAUUAAAAAUUAAGAAACCACAUAUAGUUGGUGGGUAGACAAAUUAUUUUUUUCACAUUAAAAUGAACAAAGCAUUAUUAGAGCCCUGUAGACAUGAAAAAACACGACUAUAGUCACAUUUAUACUCUUUUUAUUUACAACAUAUUGCGCAACUGCAGGGUCUUGAGACACAUGCUAACUCGCAAACUAGAGAGCUAGCGACCUAAACGGUAGCCUUCAAGUUAUUUCCUUUAAACUUAAAUCGCCAAAAACUUACCACUUCCACACGGAUAGGGAGGAUAACUAUUAACAGUUAUUUAACCUUUAACAUGAACAUUAAUCAAACCUAAUAAUUUUUUCUGGGUACAUGAUACCAUACAGCAUCCAUAUCAAACUUGCGCGGGCCGCACUAACAUUAAACUUUCAUAUCAAGGCGGGGGCCUCAAAUUAGUGUCCUGCGGGCCACAUUUGGCCCACGGGCCGCGUGUUGAUGUGUUUGACGCAUUUGAUGUAAUUUCCCAUGAUGCCCCGCUGUGGCUUUAUAAUAGAAAAGCUAGUAGUGUAGAGACAAUGUUAAAAGUACAGGAAUCAGCAAACAGCAACGAGAGGAAUCCGCCUCUAGGGGGCAGCACCGACACAAUAAACCCCUAAAGUGUUUGCACUUUUGUCUUUUUUUUUUGGGUUUUGCAACAAUGUGGCAAAACUUGACAAACAGGAUGUAGAAAACAACGUUAAACCUUUACGGUUAUACGACAUUUAAUCCUGUAACAGUUCGAAUCCAACCUCCCUUCAGUAAAGGAUCUUUUGAGUGAAGAGAAACUAGGUAAAUCGUCAUGAACGAACGGGUCAAAAGAACUAGUUCUUUUUUUGUGAACUCAAUAAACGAGGUCACCGCCUCUAAAAUACC